Molecule: messenger RNA, 633 nt
Organism: Solanum stenotomum
Lineage: Eukaryota; Viridiplantae; Streptophyta; Magnoliopsida; Solanales; Solanaceae
Exons: 2
Coding region: 1-633 (210 amino acids)
Source: RefSeq, a predicted model, not a curated record
AUGUAUCAUGGAAUGGUUGGAUCUCUACUUUAUCUCACUGCAAGCAGACCAGAUAUCAUGUUUAGUGUAUGCAAAUGUGCCCGUUUUCAAGCUACUCCAAAAGAAUCUUACCUCACUGCAGUAAAGCGAAUCAUCUGCUAUCUGAUUGGAACUACUGAACUAGGGCUAUGGUAUCCUUAUUCUUCUCAUUUUAAUUUAAUUGGAUAUUCAAAUGCUGACUUUACAGGUGAUAAAAAUGAUAGAAAAAACACUAGUGGUACCUGCCAAAUUAUGGGUCAAUCCCUAAUUUCAUGGCAUAGCAAAAAGCAAACAUUUGUCGCUUAUCCACCACGGAAUCAGAAUAUCUUGCGGUGGGAAGUUGUGGGUUCCCCCGACGUUCUCUCUUUGUCCUCUGAUUCAUUUUAUGAAUCACUUGCUUCCCUUCCCAUGUCUUCUAAGCGUAAACUCUCUGCAGCAAAGACGAAGGAUGUGAAGAAAGCUAAACCUAGCUCAUCUGGAUCUCUUUCUCCCAAGGACAUGCAUCGCUUCUGGGGCAUGGAACAAAAGAACAGGUAUGAAAGGUUUAAGUCUCGACCCAUUGUUCCUGGCAGGGUGGUAAAUCUCAGUCAGUUGCAGACUCAAAAUGUCUGGUAA